UCCUCGCCUGUUGCUGUCAGUUGUACAGUUAAGGCAAGGCGAUGCACCUAAUAAAGUCAACAGGAAAGAGAAUCAGCCAGCCAGUCCCCCUUGUGUGAUUGCAGAUAGCGGUUGUAGGCAAAGCUCAGGUCUUCCCUCUCCAAACCCCGGGCCCUUCGACUGAGAUAAGGAGCAUCUCCAGACCCGUGGAUUCUGCACCACACCUGCACAUCGGAAGGCCUGAUCUGAUACACAUCACUUGUGCUGUGGAGCACACAGCUCAGGGCUACGUGCUGAAGAGCAGUUGCACCAAAAAGAAAAGAAAAAAAAAGACACCCUGCCAACAUCGCGCUCCUGCUUCAGAAGCAGCCUCCAACCUGUCUCGCUCUCCAGCGGCUUGCUUGGAGGUCCCCUGCAGCCCGAAAUGCAGCAUUUCAGCAGGAUCCGCACUUUUAUGCUGGAGCUGGACGCAGGACGCGGUCCUGGAGUCGCUUACCGGGGAGGAGAGCUGCUUUCCGGCCGAGUGGUGUUGGAUGUAGCCAAAGGACUAAAAGUGAGAGCUUUGGCGGUCUGUGCGCGAGGCUUGGCUGCUACCCACUGGCUGGAGAGCAAGAGUUUUGGCAUGAACACGGUCUAUAGCGACUACACUGCCUACGAGACCUACCUGCGAAGACGGCAGCACCUGAUUAGAGACAAUGGAGAUGUCACGGUCCUUCAGGCAGGAAGGCAUGAAUUUCCCUUCACUUUCCAGCUCCCAGGGACCUUGGCCACCUCCUUUGAAGGCAAGCAUGGCAGUGUCCGCUACUGGGUGAAGGCCAAAUUACACCGGCCUUGGUCUUCCGUCAAACGAGCCAAGAAGGAGUUCACAGUCAUUGAACCCAUUGAUAUCAACACACCAACCUUACUGACUCCCCAGGCUGGUGCCAAAGAAAAGCUGGCACGAGCGUGGUACUGUAACCGUGGCCAGGUUUCGGUCUCAGCCAAAAUUGAUCGGAAAGGCUACACACCAGGUGAGGUCAUCCCCAUCUUUGCUGAAAUUGACAACUGCACCAACCGUUCUAUCGUACCAAAGGCUGCCAUCAUCCAGACACAGACAUUCAUUGCCCGAGGCACUAAAAAACAGAAGAAAUGUGUGGUGGCAAGCAUUGCGGGAGACUCUAUUAUAGCAGGGACGAGAGAGGUGUGGCAUGGCCGUGCGCUCAAGAUCCCACCGGUUGGGCCCUCCAUCCUGCAGUGUCGCAUCAUCCAUGUUGAAUAUGCACUGAAGGUCUGUGUUGACAUCCCAGGGACUUCCAAGCUGCUCCUGGAGUUGCCACUAGUGAUAGGCACAAUUCCUUUGCAUCCAUUUGGCAGCCGCACGUCCAGCAUCAGCAGCCAGUACAGCCUCAAUAUGGAUUGGCUACAGUUGGGGAUCUCUGAACGGCCUGAGGCUCCUCCAGAGUACUCUACUGUAGUGUCUGGUGAAGAAACCAUUGAGAACUUGUCCCCGCCUUCUCAGGAUGAGUGUCCUGCCUUACUUGAAGGACCUUUCUUUGCCUACAUCCAAGAAUUUCGUUUCCGACCACCUCCUCUCUACUCUGAGGUGGACCCCAAUCCUCCCUCUGACAACAGCAUCCGUCCACGUUGCAUGACUUGCUGAAGGAAGCACUGCCUGACUUGAGAUCAAAGGAAAUCCUUUAAUAAGAGAGAUUACCGCGAGUGGAAGCUCAAUGGUGGGGUGAAGAAGAAGAUUGCCCCAAGAGCAAAUGUGGGUGCCCAUUCUUAGUCGGUGCUCUACACAAAAUGCCUUCAUUGGACUCUCUCUGAAACAGAGCGAGCUAGAUCGGCAUUCGGGAUGAAGAGCGAGACGAGAGCUCUUCCUCAGCGCAUAAAGUGGUGACUGUUCAGGAUCAGCACAAAAGCAUUUUGAACUCUAGACCGAUCUACUGUGCUUUCCUUGGGUGCAUUUCACGAUGUCCUUCCUACACCUACAGAGGGGGUUUUUACUCUGUGUAGACUGAAGCUGCCGAAGGAACCCAUUCACCCUGAGAAUCUGAGAAGAUGCUUCUGUUCCAUUGCCUAGAAUUCCAUAAAUGACUUUCAGACGGAAGUUGGCUAAAAGAAGUCCUGCCUUAUGACACUGUCUAUGUCACUGUUAACACGUCUGACGUUUUUUUUUGGAUUACCCAACUGGGUUUCCCUUUUAAUUUCAUCCAUCAAGCAGACGCUUCUGGGAAUGGUCAGGGGUUGAGUGGAUAAGAGUCUCCAGUCUAAAAAUUGUUGAUAAGGACAGAAGGGGUGCACAUAUUUUUUUCUCCCUUACAUCAGGGAGUGGUUUGUUUUUGAUUAAAUGCAACAGAAUUGCAAUUGUACUAUCAGGGAAUAGGAUUGAUGUGGUUGUAACAGGUGGUUGAUUUUGCAAUUUCAUUUAUAGUGCGUCUAAAUUCUCAAAACUAACCCUUUGAGUUACAGAAUUUAGAAAAAAAAAUAUCUUUGGAUUUUGUUGGCUGUAUGAAUUCAACAGAAAUGGAGAAUAGAAAUGGAUUGUAUGAAAAGUUAUUGGGAGGAUGCUUUCCCCCAUUUCAAGAUGGGUCUUAAUUAGACUCCCACGAGGGGUGGGAUGGGGACUGAAUCCCCCCCUCCCUCAAAUGCAUUCCAAAUGCUUCUAAGCAUGUAAACAUCCUGCUUCUGCCCCAUGUGGGGCUGGUGGCCUUGUUUUUGUACCUCCUUUCUGUUACUGUAUACUCUGGUUUGAUACGGACAUAAACCUAUUUCUAGGUUUGCAUUUUAUAAACGUGGCUGCCUUUAACUAUUUGAAAGCAAUGUGUGUUUCUCAGAAUUCCUAGUUUUGUACGAGGUUUGCAAUUAAAUUAAUCAAACUUUUUAA
This is a messenger RNA of Pantherophis guttatus, 2845 nucleotides long. It is a transcript of the gene ARRDC2, whose product is annotated as arrestin domain containing 2. Gene Ontology annotation, biological process: protein transport. The record is from RefSeq and is a predicted model, not a curated record. NCBI's taxonomy places the organism in Eukaryota, Metazoa, Chordata, Lepidosauria, Squamata, Colubridae. Gene Ontology annotation, cellular component: plasma membrane; cytoplasm.